Messenger RNA from Mercurialis annua (annual mercury), 1530 nucleotides. RefSeq lists its product as uncharacterized. Gene Ontology annotation, molecular function: protein binding. The record is from RefSeq and is a predicted model, not a curated record. The transcript has 2 exons. The coding region runs from base 82 to 1308 and encodes 408 amino acids. NCBI's taxonomy places the organism in Eukaryota, Viridiplantae, Streptophyta, Magnoliopsida, Malpighiales, Euphorbiaceae.
UACAAACUAAACCAAAACGCAUAACGCUGGUACUGUUCUAUAUUAAGUAUAGGUCUUUCUUAAGAAAACGCCGCAAACAAGAUGAUUAAGGCACAGAGGCAAAAGUUUAAUCAAACCACCACAAAGACUAAAUCAACCACUAAUCCGAAAUCGAAAUUAGCAGCCGAGCAAGUAGCGGAGAUGGUGAAAGCGAGGUUGCCGUCGCAGUCUUCUUCCGGCUCAACUCCGGCCAAAUACAGCAAGCUCUAUAUUGUAUGUCACUAUCCUAUGCCCUACUCAAAUCCCCACCGAUAUUCGAUUUACCAAAUCGAUCUUACUUGUACGAAAACCCUUAAGCCCCCAAGUCCAGCUCCAUUGAACCCCAUAAUCACUUUGGAUCAAUCCUUUCCAAAUGAUAUGGCUGUGAUAGUCCUCUUGGGCCAUCUUUUAUUAUUCGGUGGGGAUUCUUUAUUUGUGAAACAGGGAACUAGGAGUAGCGGUAGGCUGGUCAAGAAAAGAAUAGAGGAAAAGGUGAUCACUUGGACUUCAGAUAUGUUAAUUUUUGAUUUUACUAAGUCGUCCAAAUGUUUGUCUCUGUCUACCUCUUCAAUGGUUAAAGGUCCGAAUAUGAAAUCUCCCAAAAUAUAUCCUGCUGCAGUUAUACUUGACGAAGUGAAGAUAUGUGUAUUUUCGUUAUGUUUGGUGGACAAAUCGGGUGUUCAGCUUCAACAUUAUCCUCCAAAUUUUGAAGUUUACAACACUUUAACCGGAAAUUGGUCCGAAUUGCCGGAACCAUUUGAUUAUUCUUCACAAGUUAGUAUUAACUCAUAUGUUAUCGGAAAAUCGACUCUUUUCAUUUCCACAGAAUGUUUCGGAAUUUCUUUUAUCGAUAUUAGGAAUGGAAUUUGGCAAAAGUUUGAUUGUUCUCCAAAAGUUGCAAGAUUUCGAUUUCAUUCGUAUGGAGUAAUCAUAGACAGCUUGUGUCUUUUGUCCAAAAAUGCAUAUGAUAUCCAAAAUAUGGAUUCAUUUGCACUUCUUCCUAAGUCGGAAACAAAUGAUUUAGUUCCGAGCGACAACCAUGGAGGUUCUGUUUCUUUGAUGGAGAACGAUCGUUUUGUCACAGCAAGGAUAGGCUUUCUUGGCGUUAGUUCAACUUCGGAGCUUUUGGGUGAUUACAUUCCCCAUCUUUUUGUCGAUGUCUACGAGUAUACCAAAGGAAGGACGGUUGCAAUGACUAAAGUUACUCGUGUUGACACCUUUAGAUAUUUUGUUACAGAUCAAAAAUUAGACAUAGCGGCGGCUAUUGGCUGUUUUCCGGCGUGUUUCUGAAGAAGCUGGUUUUUUGCGCUCUGAUUUUGUAUCUUGCCCAGGUGGAAGAGAUGGACCUAGAAUUUGAGUUUUAAAGCUAUGUUGUUUUCGGGCGUUUUAGUUUUGAUAAUUAACUGUGUUAUCAUGUAUUUUGAUAGUAUUUUGAUGAUAACUUAUACUAUAUAAUGUUUUAUAUUGAUAACACACUGCUUAAAUACUAAUAUGCAUACUGCCGUUGUUUGA